Molecule: messenger RNA, 6951 nt
Organism: Gambusia affinis (western mosquitofish)
Lineage: Eukaryota; Metazoa; Chordata; Actinopteri; Cyprinodontiformes; Poeciliidae
Gene: pogzb
Product: pogo transposable element derived with ZNF domain b
Exons: 19
Coding region: 411-5750 (1779 amino acids)
Source: RefSeq, a predicted model, not a curated record
AAAACACCAAAACCAAUAUGGCAGACGGCUCUGAUGUUCCUGCUGUUCUGGCGCUGCCAGGCCGCCAUAUUGGCCACAGUUGAUGUUUGUUUGUGUGUAAAAGGUUAUGAGCUGCAAUGCUGCGGGUCACAGAAUCCACUCCGGUCGAAUUGGACCGGGUAAUCCUUGAUCUUCUGAAAACCCGCAGCUCACGCUAGUUCCUCCAGAAAAAUUCUCAUCAACCAAUCAAAGGCAGAGCUGUCUGAUGUGGAACGUAACGUCAGACCCCGAGAACCAAUCCACGGCUCUAAUACAAACUACGAGAGGAAGGCCCGCCCCCUGCGUGUCGAACUACAGCGCGCGUGAAGAAGAGUAGAACCGUCCGAAUCGGUUCGGUCCGACUGCCGAAGCGACGCUCCGGCUGCAGCAACAUGGACACUGAGCUGUUUAUGGAGUGUGAGGAGGAGGAGCUGGAACCAUGGCAACAGGUGGACGACAGCGUGGAGGAAGACGACAUGGAGUACACGGACAACUACGGAGAGCCAGUGGAGGAUUCUUCACCCUGUGAGACUCCGCCUCCCAGGUCUCCCCUGCCCAGCACACCUGUCCCAGCAGGUGCACUGCCCUUCAUCUGCUCGGCUCGUCCUCCAUCUCUCUCCGUCUCCACCUCCAAGCCCGCUGCCUCAGCCCCGGCCCCCAGGGCUCAGGCCCCGCCCCUCAGGCCCCUCAUCCUGACGCAGACCGCCAGUGGAACAUUCCUCCUGCCGGCCGGGCCUGGCGCCGGCACCACCCAGCCCAUCCUCCUCACCGCGCAGGGCUUCCAGGUUCCCACGGUGAUGACUCCCGGCGCGCCGCUGGUUCUCAACCUGCAGCCCAACCUGCAGACGGUCCAGCUGAUUCAGUCGUCAACUCUGGGCCAGCUGGUCCGACCCGCUGUGGCCGUGUCUACUGUGCUGUCUCAGAACCAGACCGGACCCGGUCCAGCCCACCCGGGAUCCGGCUUCACCACUUUGACCAUCAGAACCAGCGCUCCAGGAUCUGUUAACCUGCAGGUGGCGCCUGUAGGCGGCACCGGUUCCCUCAAGCUGGGCGGUUCUCCGGGCCUCCGGACCGCUUCCACCAAUGGAGUCCUGAAGGCCACGCCCCUCAGUCCCGCCACAGCUCCAGGCCCCACCCAGCGUGUGGUUACCAUGGCGACCGUGGCUGCGCCCCCCCGGGUGGUGAUGAGUGUGGAGGAGUUUUACUAUGGCAGGUUCAGCGGAGACGUCAGCCUGAGGAGGCCGCCGCCGCCUGGUGCCGCCAUCUUCGCUUUUACCUGCAACAUCUGCUGCUUCAGGGCAGAGAACAACCUCAGGUUGAUGCAGCAUGUCCUUCACCACUCGGAGCUGGUAGUGGAGAGUAAAGAGCGUCAGUGCUGUCGGUUCUGCUACCGCCAGUUCUCGUCCCAGAGCCAGCUGAGGGACCACCAGGACCAGGUCCACGGCUCCUCCCAGUCCACCUGUCUUUGUCGGAUCUGUGAGUGGGCCUUCGACAGCGAGCCGGCCUUCCUCAACCACAUGAAGUCCAACCACAAGCCGGGCGAGAUGCCCUACGUCUGCCAGGUGUGCUCGUUUCGCUCGUCUUUCUACUCGGACGUCGUGCAGCACUUCGCCACCUUCCACAGAGAGACGCCAUUCCUGCUCUGCGUCUUCUGCCUGAAGGUGAUGAAGAACCCCAGCAACUACCAGCAGCACCUGUUCAGGCACAAGCUGAGCCAGGCCUUCCAUUGCAACAGAUGUCGCCUUCAGUUCACCUUCUUGAAAGACAAGAUGCAGCACAAGGUGGAGAACCACCGCAGCUUCCGCCGGCCGCCGCAGCUGGAGGGGCUGCCACCGGGGUCAAAGGUAACGAUCCGGACCUACGGGAAGGUCAGGCCUCCGAUGGCAUCAAACUGCAUUUUUCAGCCCAACAGAAUCAAAACCGAGCCGAUGUUCCCAAUCCAGAAGAACCCCCCGCUGUUCAAAGUUCCCAAGUCCCCGACCCGGAGGGGGCCGGGCUGCCGGGAGCCCUGCAGGUUCUGGUCGAUGGACCGCUUGGUGUGUCUGGAGUGUGGAACCGAUGCGUCGGACUUGACGGCUCAUUACCCGACCUACGUCCACUGCCUGCUGUGUCCCUACAGCAGCUGCUGCUCCCGGGCCUACGCCGCCCACAUGAUCCACCACCACGUCCGCGGCUCCAGGGAUAAGGUGCUUCCUCUGCAGAAGGCCCCGCCCCCUUGCGCCUUCCUGCUGCGCUGCUCUGAAUGCGGCUUCCUGCCUCAGACGGCAGAUCAGAUGGCCGAACACCUGCUGAGCAACCCGGAGCACGACGGCGCCACCUGCUGCUCCCGUGAGUACGUUGAGCCUGACAUCCCGCUGUGCCUCAGCGCAGAGCAGCGGUCUUCAGAGGAACUGGACCAGAACCAGGACUCAGCAGAACCGGCCUGGAAGCUGGCAGAGAGCUGGAAACGUCCGGAAGAGAGUCCCUGGACCCCGAUCCAGUCCUUCACCCAGCCCAGCGGGCCCAACCACUUCCUGUCCAAGAACAGCGACGCCAUCGACUUCUUCAGCCUGCUGUUCCCCCCGCCGCUCGUCGAGCUCAUCGCCAAGGAGACCAACGCCCACGCCAAGGCGAGCCGCCUGCUGGGCUGCUGCCCGCCCGACUGGGUCCCCGUCACCGGCCGGGAGGUCAAAGGUUUCCUGGGCCUGGUGAUCCUGAUGGGCGUCCACAGCCUGCCGGACCCGGCGCACUACUGGUCCUUCAACCACUUUGACAACAGCUACACCUUCCACCGCGCCAUGCCGCUGCGCCGCUUCCAGCAGCUCGCCGCACACCUCCGCAUGGGCAGCUUCGUGGGCGAGCUCCACGGCCCGACCCGCUCCGCCGACCCGCUGCACGCCUUCCGGCCCAUGCUGGACCUUCUGGGCGGCGCCAUGUGGGACGCCUACCGGCCCAACUGCUGCCUGGCUGUGGACCGGGCGCUGCUGCCCAGCCUGGAGGGCGAGGAGCGCGGCGCCCACGGCCAGCCUCAGGUCUGGCUGCUCUGCGACUCCAAGUCUGGCUACUGCCACCGCCUGUCCAUCCAGCUGGGGGAGCGGCGCGGCCCGGACCUGGGCUUCAGCGUGGUUCCGGAGCUGGUCCGGGACCUGGACAACAAGCACCACCAGCUGUUCCUGGCCAACUCGCUGGCCUCCGUCCCGCUCAUGCAGACGCUGCUGCAGCAGAACAUCUACGCCUGCAGCUCCUUCCCGCCGCCCAGCCCCGUCCUGCCCCGCCCGCUGUGGGACGACGGCGAGUUGCGCAACCCGGGAGACUUCCUGCAGAGGCAAUGCGGCCCCCUGCUGGCCACCCGCUGGCGCGACACCAAGGAGACGGGCUGCCUGUCGACCAACGCGGCGCCGGGUCAGCCGGACGCCGUCUGGAGGAGCAAGGCGGGCGAGCUGGUGACCAUCGAGCGGCCCAUGGCGUUCCGCCUGCUGCAGGAAAACAUGCGGGGCGUGGACAUCUGCAAGCAGCUGCUGGCCUGCAACCCGCUGGGAGGCGUGCCACAUGACCGCCACUGGCGCAACCUGUUCUGGUUCCUGGUCAACCUGAGCGUGGUCAACGCCUUCAUCGUAAUGCGGGAGAGCCGCAAGGACAACCCGCCCGCCUGGGUGCAGGACGGCCUGUUCAGCCAGCUGGCCUUCCGCCGCCGGCUGGGCAACCAGCUGGCCCGCUGCGCCCAGAGGCACGGCGAGGCGCCAGAGUCGCCAGGGGCCCGUGGGGCCCGGCCCGCCGCCGAGGAGCCCGUCCAGCAGCGGCACAAGAUGACGAAGAUCAGCAGCGUCUCCAAGCGCUGCAGGAACUGCAACAUGAAGAACCUGCGGCAUGAGAGCGUGUACGGCUGCACCGUCUGCGACGCCAACCUGUGCAAGCGGCCCAGCUGCUUCUGGGAGUUCCACGGCCUGCCGCCGCCGCACCGGGGGUCGACCAAGCUGGGCUUCCUGAAGGACAGACUCAGCGGAGAGAUCGUCAUGGAUGAGGUCAGCGUGGACGAGACGUUGGGCCCCGUGGAGGACCUGGACUUUUCCGAGGACGAGCCAGAGGACGAGGAGGAGAUGAACCCGACCGGAACCGGUCCAGAGUGCGGUCCAGAGUCUGGUCCAGAGUCUGGUCCGCCUACCGACAGCGGGCCGUGGCGAACCGCGGCGCAGCCGGCCGCGGUUCGCCACAGCCCGCUGUCGGUGCGGCAGCUCCGCAUCAUCCUGUUUGCGCUGUGUGAAGGUCUGCGGCAGGCGAGCCGCGUCUUCUCCACCGACCCGCAGCUGAUCCGGCGCUGGCUGCGGGAGGCGCGGGCGCGGCCGGCGCAGGAGGAGGAGCGGCAUGCGGACGGCGCCGCGCGCAUGGUGGCCUGGGUGCUGUCCAUGCGGGAGCAGCAGCUGCCGCUCACCGAGAGCAACCUGUUCAACAAGGCGUCCAUCUUGAAGAAGAAGAAGGCGUUCGGCGACGCCUUCCGGAUCUCCUACGACUGGGCCGUCGGCUUCCUGCUGCGCCACCGGCUAGGCGUCUGCAGGGCGGGUCGGGCCGCGGGCCUGGGCCGGGCCGUGCCGCCGCCGCUUUGGGGCCGAGUCGCCGCCUUCAGGGAGUUCACGCGGCGGGCGGUGCGGGCCCACCGGCUGGCGCGGCGCGCCGUGGCCGCCGUGGACGAGCUCUGCCUCUUCGUGGACUUCCGGCUGGUCCAGGACCGGUCCAGGCGUCGCGAGGCGCUGGAGCUGACCGGGUCCUCGCCGCUGCUCACCGUCUACCUGGCGAUUCUGGCUGACGGCGGUGUGCUGCCGGCGCUGGUUCUGCUCAGUCGGCCGGUCCCGCAGGCGGCGCCACCCGACCUCGCGCUGCUGGAGGUCCGGGCGGACGGCCUGAGCGCCGAAGACGCCCUGGACCUCUGGACCACCAAGGUCUGGCUGCCGCACCUGUCCAGCCCGGCCCGUUCCGGGAAGUCCCUGCUGGUUCUGGACCGGCACCGGGAGCACCUGGCCGACCCGUUCCUGGCGGCGCUGAGCGCAGCCCGCAGCCUGCCGGCCGUCAUCCCCACAGGAUGCUCCUUCUGUCUGCAGCCGCUGGACGUCUGCCUGAAGCCGGCACUGCAGCGCUUCCUGCUGGCCCGCUGGGCCCGGUUCGCAGCCGGACCGGAACCGGAGCUGGACAACCCGACCCAAAAGCCACAGGACAACGUGACUCGGAUGCUGGUGGACUGGCUGCUGGACGCUAUGACACACCUGCGCCGCCUGCCGCUCACCUGGAGGACGUCCUUCCAGCUGACCGGACUCCUGCAGGACCAGACUGGGCCAGAACCACGGGACCAGCAGGCAGAACUCAUCAAAACCCUGACAUGCAUCCUGCUGGGUCCAGACGCAGCAGAAACAGAACCGGCUGAACUACAGGAGGACGAAGACCAGGACGGGGACGGACAGGAGACAUCCGAGGAGAAAUCCCAGUCCAAAGACGACGAGACGAAGGAGACGGAGGACAGGAAGGAGACGGAGGACAGGAAGGAGAUGGAGGACAGGAAGGAGAUGGAGGACAGGAAGGAGACGGAGGACAGCUUGGCAGCAGAGACACUAGAGGACAGCGAGGAAGAGGAGGGACAGCAGAGACACGAGGAGACGAAGGAGGUGAGCAGAGAGAGACGGGAGACGCGGAUCGAGAUUGGGGAGGAAGUCGGAGACGAGUGGAAGAUCCAGAGCGACGGCACCAGAACCGAGGAAGACAGCUGAGGUCCUGACCCGAUUCUGACUCGGAAAGCCCGUGCUCCCCCCAGUGGCCGACAGAGGAACUGCUUCCGCCUGCUGGUCAGUUGGACUGGAACCAAAACCGGGCUCUGUCCGGAUCCGGCGGGCAAACGUUUUUAAUGGACCUUUAUUUAAAAAUCACUGAGGUUUAACAUGAGCCAAUCAGAGACAAAGGGGCGGGGCUUCAGCACCAUCAGACGGUCCAGGUGUCACACCUGAGGUUGUAAUGAACAGAACACCAUGAAUGUUUACAGUCUGAGCUGCUCUGAUCAAAAUGGGUCAUCAGAACCACCAGUAACUUCAGAACCAGCUUUAGAUGAGCAAACAGAAGUGAGUGGCGCCAUGGCGACAGACGAUUCUCCACCAUGCUGCAGCUACUUCCUGUUAGCAGGAGGCUACUUUCAAUCUGAUCUGCUGCUGAUCUGAUCAAUGAUAGGCUGGAAGGAGAGUACUAGCUUGCAUUAGCUUUGGGUAAGCUAACAACUAGCAUGCCUAGGCUGGUCCCCUACUUCAUUUGCUAUCCAUUAGCAUUUGCAAGGCUAGCAUUAGCUCUAAAGAGGCUAGCACUAGCAUUGUGUAGGCUAGCAAGAUGCUUGUGUCUUAUUAUAAAAUGCCUAAACACGGCGUCAAUGUUAGCAACAUUUAAUGGAUGUUGCUUACAGAUAAUGCAUGAGAAAUGUUUUUAUCCAUGUUUAGAGGAAAAGGUUCAAGUAAUGAGCGACCAGACUACGCAUGCUAUUUAGCUAGAACUAAUGCUAACCUAAACUGGGCUUUCAUCAGUGUAUCCAAGGCUACAGUUAGCUUAUCCAUUCUAAUGGACAGCAGAUGAAGUAGGGGACCGUGCUAGUUGUUAGCCUACCUAAAGCUAGUUCUAGCUAGUACUCUCCUUCCAGCCUAUCAUUGAUCAGAUCAGCAGCAUCAGAUUGAAAGUAGCCUCCUGCUACCAGGAAGUAGCUGCAGCCAGGUGGAGAAUCGUCCAGUGUGUGUGUGUGUGUGUGUGUGUGUGUGUGUGUUAGAGAAGAUGACUCCUCUUCCUCACCUUCAGGAGGAAGAGCAACGUUAAUGUCUGGUUUUGUUUUGAUGAUGUCACCGCGGCCCUGGAAGCUGAUUGGCUGCUGUUAUUUUUGAACACUUCCUGUUUCGGUUGUCAGAACACGCUGAUGAAUAAAGCAACAUGUCCAGGUGA